GGCAGUCUGCGCGCUGAUCCCCCGUCGCACGGUCUGUGCCGCCCCGAUGCCCGCGCUCCCGUGAAAACUCGUGUUUACAAUGUGCUUUCGCGCCUUUUUCUGGGCGCUCCUCCUGAGCGUCCCGUGCGUCCUCGCCGUCACCGUCUUCAAGUGCUGCAACGACGGCUCCGUCCUCAACGAAAACGCCGACUGCGUCGAGAGCGGCCGGUCCUCCAGCUGGGCGCCGGCCAUCUACUCGCCGGUCAACCGCGGCUUCCUCCCGCCAGGCACCAUCCCGUCCAGCUGGACCUUCAACACCGUCCGGAAGCCGGUCUGUCCCUUCGGGAGCCCCCUGCUCCUCCGCACCUCGCCCACCCCCAACUACGUCUCCUUCGAGAACGGUUCCCUCUGGUGGCAGAACUCGGGGAGCAUGUUCCACCCGGACACCUUCUGUGUCGACUCCACGGCCGUCCUCCUGUGCUCGGAUAAGGUGGAGGAGGCCCAGCCCCCGAGCGAGGGGUCGUCGACGAAGACGCGCGUCCGGAAGUGCUGCGGGAAGAGUGGUGUGUUCAGCGAGCGAAAGCUCUCGUGCGUGGAUGUGCCGGCCGACAACGAGAUCCUCCGGAACUUCCUCCAGAACACGGUCAUCACGUCCGGGUUCCCCAGCUGCAAGGAUGACGAGAGCUUCGACAUCAGCGGGACCCUGGACGAUUCGCACGCGCUUAAUAUCGACGGGACGCUGAGCGUCUCCAACGGUACAGUGAUCAGUGAAUAUUGUGUCGAGAAGAUCCUCGAGAAACCCGAGGAUAAAGCCAGUGUUUUCACGUGUCCGUCCAAGUUCAAGACCAAGUUGGAUCUCAGCUACUCCCUUUACCCGUACGCCUUGUUCCUCUCGGCGAUAUUCCUGGCCAUCACUCUGGUGGCCAGCUGCCUCCUGCCCAGCACCUACCAUGUCUUGCACUGGAGGUGUCAGACCAACCAUGUGGCUUGUUUGCUGCUCGGUGAUCUGUUGCUCGGCACCGUGCAGAUAACUGGAUCGUCCCUGUCGCCUGUCUUGUGCAUUGGAAUAGCGAUCGCGAUGCACUUUCUGUUCCUGGCGGCGUUUUUCUGGCUCAACACCAUGUGUUUCAACAUCUGGUGGACUUUCCGGAAUUAUGGAACCCUCCAGUUAUCAUAUGGAGCUCCAGAGAUUGGAGAUAAUCAUCCCGAACAGUGGCCGUAUGAAAAGCUUCAGCGCAGGGAUCUAAGGCCGACAAGUCUGGACAUCGGGCAGGAGACGUGUCGACUUCGCUUUUACGAGCUUUACGCCUGGGGAGGACCCUUGCUCAUUGCCGGUGUAGCGGCAGUCAUGGACCGAAUCCCUGAAGUCACUCACACCACUCUCAUCAAGCCUAGGUUUGGCGAGGCUCGCUGUUGGUUCUACGGCGACGCUGAGAUUUUGGCUUACUUUUACGCUCCGAUUGGGAUACUGCUCGUUUUGAACCUAACGUUGUUCCUGCUGACUGCUAGGGAGUUGACAUGCGGUUUGUGGCGGACGGAGGUCGUGAAGUCGACGACAGAAAGGGCGACGCUGAGCCGAGUGUGCCUGAAGCUGGUGAUUGUCAUGGGCGUGACGUGGAUCGUGGACAUAAUCUCGUGGGUGGUCGGGGGGCCGCAGUACAUCUGGUACGCGACGGACAUCAUGAACGCCCUCCAAGGCGUCUUCAUCUUCAUCGUCGUCGGGUGCCAGCCCCAGGUCUGGGCGGCCGUCAAGCGGCUCUGGUGCUUCAAGAAGCUCCCGUGGUGCUUCCGCGAGCUCCCCUCCGAGACCGGCAACGUCCGAUCCUCGUCCUCGCACGCCACCCCCUCGAUCGUCAACGACCACUCCACCACCAAACCCGUCUCCGAGACCCUUUGUUAGUUCCUUCGCUCCUCCGCGGGGUCGCCCCCCGGAUCGCGCCCUUUCAUAUUUUGACUUGCGCCAUGGACGAGUUCUUUCGGAUACUCAAUGACAGAGCCACUCCUCAGCCGGUGUUCAUGCCGAUCUAUUUCCACACUUGGGGUCAUUUCUGGUCCAAUUAAUUUGAAAAUGAAUUUAAAAAAAUUCUCGUAUGGUUAAAAGAGCGUAAACUAUUCCGUGAUGUUUGUAAAAGUUUCGCAUUUACAGACGACUGAAACCGAUGGUUUUGUAUUCGUCGUAAUUAGUCUUCGCGAUGAUAGCGAAGUUUUUUUCAGCUCCCAUUUCACUCAAAUUAAUGAUUUUUAUCACAAGAGCUCAUUGUCUCAUCCUUCUUUUAAGAAAAUUAUCACAAGUAUCAUGGCUUACCUUGUGUGGAAUAAAUGGCAUCCAUCCACUAGAGAGGAAUCUUUUUUAGGAGAUUGUAAUCACUGAAGUCGACUUUACUUCAGCAUGUCCAACGAAGUUUGUUUAUUUUAGAUUUGAUGUUUCUUGACGUUCUUAUAAUGCACGUAUCGACUCGGCAGGAUAACUCGGAUUACUUUAAUUCAUUUACUGUCUCUCACAGAGCUCACGUAUCGUACCAUUUUUACUUUCUCGCUCCCCUAGUUUUCUAUCGAGGAUUAUAAAGAGCUUCCACCUUUUAGAGAGGAAUCCCAGGGUUCUUUUAAUAUAAGAACGAAGUAGUGGACAGUGAAGUCACCAUACCCCCACGGUAUACAUGAGGUGGGCAAUCGUACGUACAUUUUCUUAACGAGUUAUCUUGCCGUUCUCAAAUCGAUCUUAUUGACAACUGACUUAUUCCAACACGGAUUUUUGUAUUUCCUUCAAUCCUCGACUUAUUUAUUUCCUUCCGGAUUGAAGAAAAUUAAAAACCGCUAGACUUGCCUGUUGGAGCAAGUUAGAACAGAAAUGAAGUGUUUUGACCUUUAGCAGAGCCUUGACUGUUGUGCAUAGUUACAUGUGAUUUUACCGCUUGAUGUUAACCUGUUAAAGCUGCGCUUGUGUGACGCUUUCACCAUUGCCCCCCUUUUUGCCCAUAUUUCCUUUUAAAAAAAUGAGUGAAGGCCAGUUUUUUUCCUAACGAUGUUUCAAGAAGCGCUUCUUAUUAUGAAAUGACUUUCUUUUUAAUAAAAUUAUACUCGUAUGCGUCUUCAUCUUGAUCUGGCCUCUAGUUUAGGUUAACUAAAGGUACUAGUAAACUAAGUUUAAGUCCGUUUUCGGAGUGUUAAGAUACUAUCUCCUGUAUUUCAUGGCCGAAGGGGGACACUGUUGCUCGCGUCACAACAGAACUGCUAUUGUAUUUUUAUUUAUUAACGUAUUUAUGUUUGUUUUUAUUAAUUUAUGAGCCCCUGUACAUACUGUAAUUUUUACAGUUUAAGUAUUACUUAAAUUAGGCCUGAAUUGACUGAUUAUUUUUAAUUGUACAUAUUUUUGUUUUAUGUGAUGUAAAAUUUAAUUGUGUUAAUCUCCUUAAUUGUUCCUCGAAUUUCCGAGUCGAAUAUUCCAGCUUUUACCGUACUCGCUUACUUACACUCUACCUUCCCCCGCCUUUACCGUGCGUUCUUCCAUAUUUGAAAGUGCUGAGUCGAUCGCGAAAAAUAUUGAAAAAUUAAGGCACUGUGGUAUAAUAUCUGUUGCAAACCCAAAAUAUCCCUUAUCUCGGCGGUUUUCAACUCCGCAAAGUUCCCGUACGUUUUUAUUUUAAUGCAUGAUGCACCUGAAGCCAUUUUUAACUGCGGAACACAUAGUAUCUCUUUUCCUGUCUGAAAAAUCGUGCAUAAUUAUCCCUUGCUUUUCUUCCAAAAGAAAGAAGUCGCAGCAGUAAUUUUGACCUCACUAUCGACUAUCGAAAUCACCGUUUUUAGUUUCAUUAUGUCAAUGAUGCUCCAAUUAGAAACUGUGAUCUUAUCGUGCUUUUUGCGUUAGUGUCAUCAGGAUCCGAAAUACACAUGUUUUCCUUAGAUUUUUGUUGUUUGAUGAUUCUGUCACAAACUCAUCAGGUAGAGUAGGGCAAUUUCGGAGAUUUUCUUGCUGUAACUAUGCUUAAAAUACUGUACAUAUUGUGCAUUUUUUCUAGUAAUUUAACUUCGCGUAUUUGUUUUCUCUUUAACUUCAGUUCCUGGUUUUCUGCAUUUUAGUUACCCAAAGUAGCCUCAGGUUUAAUCCGCUUCAAUGGAAAAUGGGUGGGGGUCGUUUUUACCCUUAACAGCUACUGACGUACCCUCGGCAACGUGAGUGAAACUUAAGUUGCUUCAAAAAUGAUUUUAACAAUUAUAUGACUUAAAAUCUGUCCUUUAUUCCCAAAAAAAUACCUUUUAGCAUUGGGUUUACUCGGUGGCAUUGUGAAUUAAUGUCCUCUCAUCAUACAUUCUUGAAAAUUGCUUCUUAUAAAUAUGCGUAAUUAACGUUUCUAAGUGUCAAGUAAUAACCUGGUGAUUAGAUUAACCUAGGUAAGCUCAAGGAAGAAUCAAUCUUAGAGUCACCUUAAAUGGCCGCAAGCACGCACGUUUUAAAUUAUUGUUGAACUUUAAGGAAAUCGCAUGUUUUUCUAAUCUUGUUUUUUAAUCAUUUAGUUUUCUCGCGUUUUACUAUUAAAUGUCAACACGUUUAAAAAUAAUUUUAAAGGUCUCUCCUUUUAGGACCGAAAGGAACCGUGUUAUUUUAAUUUAAUUGUAUACAUUACCUUGUGAAUACUGCACAUCAUUUAAUGGAUACAUGUAGGAGCCUAUGUUAAUUUGUAUUUUUAUUUAUACGCAGUGCUCCAUUAAUUGUAUAUUCAUUUUGAUAGACUCUGUACAAAUCAGCUGUAAAGAAACAUAUUUUUAUGCAGAUACAAUUGAUGCAAGUACAAACGAAUUAUCAUGGAUUCUUCAUCUGUUGUCAGACUUAGUUACUGAAAAAUAUUUUCCAUGUGUCCUUUUUUAGAGCUGUUCAUAGAAUUUUCAAUGAUUUUACAUAAUUUUUUUAAAAUUGCCAAUAACUAGAGCAGAUUGUGCCUUUUAGUACUUUCUAUUCACUACUACCGUUUUUAAAUUUUAAACGAUUUUGUAAUGAAUUAUCUAACGUUCUAAAAAUGAAUAUUAUAAAUAUAAAAAAUAUAAGUGAAAGAUUUCAAAUAUAUUUUUACAUUUCUCUCUGCAUGAAUUAUACAGCCAUAUUUUCAUAUUCUUUUAUUUUUGUAAUCAUGUCAGGUGCAUUAUAUAUGUCAACGUAAAUGAAGAAAAAAAUGUAUAGCUAUCAACGAACACAUCACAUCGAGUUAAUCUUAAUACAAAACCGUUUUUUCUCUCUCUUUCUUAUUUAUUUUAAUCGAUUGCUUUGCUCCCUUGAAUAUUAACUAUCAUAUUUUGAUUAAUCGCUGAUUGUGUCUGCGCUAAAUUGGCCACGCAUUUAUUGUGUUUCUAUGUUGUUACAUUUUGAUGAAAUUAUUUAUUAUCUCUUGCCAAAUAAUAAAAAUAAUAAAAACUAAGUGUAUUUUAAUGUAAA
Bemisia tabaci is the source of this 5404-nucleotide messenger RNA. Lineage: Eukaryota; Metazoa; Arthropoda; Insecta; Hemiptera; Aleyrodidae. The record is from RefSeq and is a predicted model, not a curated record.